AUGAAAUCUGUAGAAGACCAAGUUGUACAAGAAGAACUAGGAUACCAAGAUGAAGAGGAAUCAUUUUUCCAGGACAUUGAUCUGUUACAGAAGCAUGGAAUUAAUGUAGCAGACAUUAAGAAGCUGAAAUCAGUAGGAAUUUGCACAGUCAAAGGGAUUCAGAUGACAACUAAGCGCGCAUUAUGUAAUGUGAAGGGACUUUCGGAAGCCAAAGUAGAGAAGAUAAAAGAAGCAGCCAACAAACUUAUAGAACCAGGGUUUCUGACUGCAUUUGAGUAUAGUGAGAAGCGAAAGAUGGUAUUCCAUAUUACCACUGGAAGCCAGGAAUUUGAUAAACUCCUAGGUGGUGGGAUUGAAAGCAUGGCUAUUACAGAAGCCUUCGGAGAAUUCCGAACAGGCAAAACCCAACUUUCUCAUACUCUUUGUGUGACAGCCCAACUUCCAGGAGCAGAUGGGUAUACAGGCGGGAAGAUUAUUUUCAUUGACACAGAAAAUACAUUUCGUCCAGACCGCCUACGUGACAUUGCUGAUCGCUUCAAUGCGGAUCAUGAAGCAGUUCUUGACAACGUAUUGUAUGCACGGGCUUAUACUAGUGAGCAUCAAAUGGAACUACUUGAUUAUGUUGCUGGCAAAUUCCAUGAGGAACCUGGCAUUUUCAAACUACUGAUAAUAGAUUCCAUUAUGGCACUGUUUCGUGUGGAUUUUAGUGGUCGUGGGGAAUUAGCUGAAAGGCAACAGAAACUUGCUCAGAUGCUCUCGAGACUCCAGAAAAUAUCAGAAGAAUAUAAUGUGGCUGUGUUUGUGACUAACCAAAUGACCUCUGAUCCUGGAGCAACUAUGACCUUUCAGGCUGAUCCCAAGAAACCCAUUGGAGGACAUAUUCUUGCUCAUGCUUCUACAACAAGGAUUAGUUUACGGAAGGGAAGAGGAGAAUUACGUAUUGCCAAGAUAUAUGAUAGUCCUGAAAUGCCUGAAAAUGAAGCCACGUUUGCAAUAACUGCUGGAGGUAUAGGAGAUGCAAAAGAGUAGGCUGAUCUUAAUGAUAAACAACUGAGAGACUCCAAUCAAAUUAUAUCAAAAGUUAUUUAGUUCCU
Molecule: messenger RNA, 1094 nt
Organism: Notechis scutatus (mainland tiger snake)
Lineage: Eukaryota; Metazoa; Chordata; Lepidosauria; Squamata; Elapidae
Gene: DMC1
Product: DNA meiotic recombinase 1
Biological process (GO): reciprocal meiotic recombination; mitotic recombination; DNA recombinase assembly
Cellular component (GO): condensed nuclear chromosome; nucleus
Molecular function (GO): ATP hydrolysis activity; double-stranded DNA binding; single-stranded DNA binding
Source: RefSeq, a predicted model, not a curated record